AUGUCCUCUUCCUCGGAUUCCAGUUCCGGCUCAGACUCUAGUACUCUCAGCAUUACAACCCGCUCACAGCGCAACCCCGCACGCACCGCCGUAAAACGUCAAAUUGCCCUAUGCAACCUCCACAUCUCUGAUCUACACUUUGCGCUCAAAGAAGCCCGUGCCAAACGCACAGAGCUCAAUGCCGCCCUCAAUGCGACUACACCCUUUCUCGCCAAGCUCUCGCUCGAGGUUAUCUGCGAGAUUUUCCAACACGUCGUCGACGCGCGUGAUCCGCGCGAUUUUGCGUGCACUCCUCCACAAUUUGUGAUAGGCCGAGUGUGUAGCGCGUGGCGCACCAUCUCCCGCUCGUCCCCUACGCUCUGGCGCACAGUUGUCAUCCGCUUUGACAACCGACGGACUCGGCAGCCAAAGCUGUUGGAGGAGUGGCUAAAGCGUGCGGGUCAGGCAGGACCCCUGCGGUUCUACCUCUCGAUUGCAACACCAAAGGGCGUAUGGAACACCGCACCGCUAGAGUGCUCGACCAUGGUCCUAAAGCUGAUGCAUCGAUGGGAGGUGUUUGAGUGCACCGAGUUCCUUGCGAUGGCAUGGCACUCGCCGGGGCCAAUGUCGUUUCCCCGGCUGAAGGCCCUCUCGCUGCGCUAUGAGCCGUUCGACUACAAUUACUUGCUCGCGCCCCAGUUGCGCAGCGUGACGGUGUAUGGGUCGCAGCCGCAACGCCUCCGCUUGUGCUGGGACCAACUAGAAACCGUCAAACUGCACAGUGUGCAUGUCCGUGAGGCGCGGUGGGUGGUACGGCAGAUGGUGCAGGCACGGGAGGUGCUGCUUGAUGUGCACUGCGAGGGCCCGCUUCCGCCGUCCAUUGUGCUUGACCCGGCAGGGGCGCAAAAGAGGCUCCCCCAUCUCCUGACACUUGAGAUCAGAGACGACGCAGGCAGGUCCUUGUCCGGGAUUCUGCUGGACAUUGUGGUGCCAGCGCUGCAGACACUAACCAUAGUCACCCGUGGUCAAAACCAGGCAGGAGGCACGGAGUGGUGCGCGGACCUCGUGGAUAUGUACCGCCGGUCCAUUACAACUGGAGAGUCCAUGUUGACAACAUUAACACUAAAACAGUGCGCACUACGAGAGAUUGAAGUUAUUCAGCUUCUGCACUGCUUACCCUCACUCACAUCUCUUGACUUGCACCAUGCCAUCUCAGGCGGCGGCAUGUCCGACGAUCUGAUUGACCAGCUCAACCCCAGUAAUGACCACCCGGGUGUAUGUAUCCUUCCCUUCCUCCGCCGCCUCAAUUACAGUGGCCCUGUGAAGUUUGACGCAGACAAUGCACUUUUCAUGCUCAGCGAGAGGCUGACGUGGGGGGACAAUCGCGCCAAAUACAAAGCAUUGUUCAAUAAAGAGGCACCAGUGGUGCAGAAAAUCGAGGAGAUGCGGGUCGAGUAUCAAAAUAGAGAAUAUUUUAGGGAGGGCGAGUUUUCAAAUCCAAAUGGUGUGGGCGCAUUUUACGAGCGGAAGGUGGAGUUGAAGACCAAAGGGGUGAACUUUGAUAUGGUGUGGGUGGAAAGCACUCGGACGUGA
Messenger RNA from Psilocybe cubensis, 1572 nucleotides. RefSeq lists its product as uncharacterized. Bases 1 to 1572 code for a protein of 523 amino acids. The transcript has a single exon. Gene Ontology annotation, molecular function: protein binding. The record is from RefSeq and is a predicted model, not a curated record. Lineage: Eukaryota; Fungi; Basidiomycota; Agaricomycetes; Agaricales; Agrocybaceae.